Molecule: messenger RNA, 1064 nt
Organism: Trichogramma pretiosum
Lineage: Eukaryota; Metazoa; Arthropoda; Insecta; Hymenoptera; Trichogrammatidae
Gene: HSPC300
Product: probable protein BRICK1-B
Exons: 3
Coding region: 713-940 (75 amino acids)
Biological process (GO): actin filament organization; regulation of actin polymerization or depolymerization; cell motility
Cellular component (GO): SCAR complex
Molecular function (GO): protein-containing complex binding
Source: RefSeq, a predicted model, not a curated record
AUUCCGCUGGGAGUUUUGUUUUGUGUUUUUACAAUAUUUUAUUCAUAUUUUGGCUAAAUUUGUAUGUUAAAAAUUGUCUUUUUCUACAAUUUAUGACAUGAUUCUAUAUUGAUUAUCUCAACUAGAUGAAAAUGUUUAAGAGAUUGUAACAAUAUGACUCAAGUUUCAACACUGUUCAAAGUCAAUAACCUAAAAUUUUCAGAACCCUUGAUUAAUAAUUUAUAGAACAUUUAUUUUGAAUGAGUGGUAUAAUUUAUAAAUGCAUUUUUGACAGCUAAGGUUCUUAGUACGGAACAAAACAUAAGGUUUAUUGUUAUAUUCAUACAAAUUCUUCAAGUUGGUAGUUUUGAACUUAAUAGUUGAUCGAAUUAAAGUAUUAAGGUCGCUAGCCCAAGAUUCAUCUUGAUAAUGGAUCAUUGAUUAAGUUUUAUAAUCAAAAUAUUUUCUGUCUAAAAAUUUGUUCAAGAUAAAUAGGCAUCACAACAAUCUUUUGAAUAGUUCGAUGCAAAGUACUGCCAAACUAAUGGCACAUAAGCGUUUAGUUUACUCGCCUCGUGACGAACGAGUAGAUAGUACACACCUACUCUUUGUCGUAAACACAAAUGCGACAUUUUCUCGUGAGUUCGUAAACUGUAUAAAAAACUUUGACUGUGCCCCGUGCACCGAUUACCAUUGACAUUUGUGAGUUUAUAGUUUUACACAACAAUUCAAAAUGUCAACUCACAGGGAAGCGAUACAAAAACAAAUUCAACAAGAUUGGGCUAAUCGCGAGUACAUUGAAGUUAUUACCGGCAGUAUAAAAAAAAUCACAGAUUUUUUAAAUUCUUUCGAUAUGUCCUGUAGAUCUCGUUUAGCAGUGUUGAACGAGAAAUUAACGACUUUAGAGCGAAGAAUUGAAUACUUGGAGGCUUGUGUGACUAAGGGAGAAACUUUGACGUAAUAUAAAGUGUCAUCAAUAAAUAGCCCAUUUAAAAAUAAGCAACGAUAAAUUAUUGUAAAUAUUUAUACAAGAAAGUUUUCAUAGAUGAAAAAGAUUAAUAAAUAAAGCUUAAGUUCAUAAACUA